This is a messenger RNA of Merops nubicus (carmine bee-eater), 147 nucleotides long. RefSeq names its product heat shock factor binding protein 1-like 1 (gene HSBP1L1). The transcript is spliced from 2 exons. Gene Ontology annotation, molecular function: transcription corepressor activity. Gene Ontology annotation, biological process: cellular heat acclimation. The annotation marks the transcript as partial. Gene Ontology annotation, cellular component: nucleus; cytosol. Lineage: Eukaryota; Metazoa; Chordata; Aves; Coraciiformes; Meropidae. The record is from RefSeq and is a predicted model, not a curated record.
CAGGAGAGCUUCCAGGCUCUGACGGAGAAGAUCACGCUGAGGAUGGAAGAAAUGGGUGAGCGCAUUGAUGACCUUGAGAAGCAAGUUGCUGACCUGAUGACAGAAGCUGGGAUAGAAAACAGCGAUGAAGAGAGUAAAGAAACUUGA